Saccharomyces eubayanus is the source of this 1737-nucleotide messenger RNA. RefSeq names its product Tpn1p (gene TPN1). Gene Ontology annotation, cellular component: fungal-type vacuole membrane; plasma membrane. Gene Ontology annotation, molecular function: transmembrane transporter activity. The record is from RefSeq and is a predicted model, not a curated record. The transcript has a single exon. Lineage: Eukaryota; Fungi; Ascomycota; Saccharomycetes; Saccharomycetales; Saccharomycetaceae. Bases 1 to 1737 code for a protein of 578 amino acids. Gene Ontology annotation, biological process: transmembrane transport.
AUGGAUGAUAUGGGCACAAGCGUAAAGCGUAAGGCAGACAAGACAGAACACAUAACAGACACGAUAGAAAUCUAUGAAGAAAGAACUCCGACUUCUUCUUUAAACUCACCACCAGAAAAUGUUGAUUCGAACCCAUCGUUAUUUCAAAAGAUUGUUAACAAAGCGUCUUGGCUUUCCAAAAAAGUAGAUGCAAUGGGUGUGGAGUCGACUGGUAUUCAGAGAAUAUCCCCCUACGAAAGAGGAACGUCAAAAAGGCAGUUCUUUCAUGUUGCUGGGCUAUGGUUGAGUGCCACAGGCGGUCUUUCUUCUAUGUCGUCCUUUUUAUUGGGGCCUUUGCUUUUUGGUUUAAGCUUUAGAGAAUCGUUAGCAUCGAGUUUGAUCUCCGUGACAAUUGGUUGUUUAAUUGCUGCCUACUGUUCGAUUAUGGGACCACAGUCCGGUUGUAGACAAAUGGUAACAGCUAGAUAUUUAUUUGGAUGGUGGUUCGUUAAAUUUGUAGCACUCGCCUCUAUUAUUGGUGUGAUGGGUUGGUCUGUGGUUAACUCUGUGGUUGGCGGUGAGAUGCUAGCUGCUAUUUCUAACGACAAAGUGCCUCUAUGGGUCGGAAUUGUUAUAGUGACUGUACUCUCUUUCUUAGUUGCCAUUUUCGGUAUUAAACAAGUCGUUAAAGUAGAAACAUACUUGUCCGUUCCCGUGUUGACAGCAUUUUUAUUGCUAUACAUUUCAUCAAGUGAUAAAUAUAGCUUAGUCAAUACUUAUGUUUCAAAAGGAACGUUGGACUCCUCUACCCUAAAGGGCAAUUGGAUGAGUUUUUUCUCGUUAUGCUAUAGUAUCACAGCAACCUGGGGGUCCAUUACAGCCGAUUAUUACAUUUUAUUCCCAGAAGAUACACCAUAUGUUCAGAUUUUUUGCUUAACAUUUUUCGGGACAUUUUUACCCACCUGUUUUGUAGGUGUUCUAGGUCUCUUAUUGGCUUCUGUGGCCAUGUCAUACAAGCCAUGGGCAGAGCAGUACGACACUCAUGGCAUGGGUGGGCUACUUUGGGCAGGAUUCCAGCGCUGGAACGGAUUUGGAAAGUUUUGUGUGAUAGUGCUGGUAUUCAGUUUGGUAUCUAAUAAUAUCAUUAAUACCUACUCUGCAGCAUUCUCGAUUCAACUUUCUAGUGUUUUUUGUGCAAAAAUUCCACGUUGGUUCUGGUCCAUCGUGUGCACUAUAGUCUAUUUGGUUUGUGCAUUGGUGGGUCGUAAUCAUUUUAGUACAAUAUUGGGGAAUUUCCUGCCAAUGAUUGGCUACUGGAUUAGUAUGUACUUCAUUUUAUUAUUUGAAGAAAACAUGAUAUUCAGAAGAUACUUCUUAAAUCUAUACACCAAAGAAUUUCCCCCAGUAACGGAUGGAACGGAGGAAUCAGAGCCAAUCGGAUCUUCCAAAGAACUUGAAAAGAGUUCAGUGACGAAUAUUCAUUUGUUGAAAAGAAAACAUAAAGUGACUAUGCACCGUUAUAAUUGGGAUAAAUGGGAAGACUAUGAAGUUCUAACACAUGGUUACGCUGCGACGUUUGCCUUUGUUGUAGGUGUUGCCGGUGUGGUAGUUGGUAUGGCGCAAGCAUACUGGGUCGGACCAAUUGCUGCCAAAUUUGGUGAAGAAGGUGGUGAUGUGGCCAUGUGGCUAAGUAUGGCAUUUUCUGGUGUUGUAUAUCCACCUUGCCGGUAUUUAGAGCUUCGUAAAUUUGGGCGAUAA